This is a messenger RNA of Miscanthus lutarioriparius, 513 nucleotides long. The record is from the annotation of a GenBank genome assembly. Lineage: Eukaryota; Viridiplantae; Streptophyta; Magnoliopsida; Poales; Poaceae.
AUGGCAGCGGUGAUGGUUGCUCGCCAAGGCCGUGAGCUGCAGCGGUACAGCGCGAGCACGGGCGGCCGCGUGGUGGUGGGCUGCGUCCCGUACCGCGUGCGCGCGGACGGCGAGGUGGUGGAGGUGCUCGUGAUCAGCUCGCAGAAGAAGGGCCCCGCGGGGGGCGUGCUGAUCCCCAAGGGCGGGUGGGAGCUGGACGAGUCCAUGGACGAGGCGGCCCGUCGCGAGGCCGCCGAGGAGGCCGGCGUGGUCGGGGAGACCGGCCCGGCCCUGGGCCGCUGGUGCUACCGCAGCCGCAGCUACCCGGACGCCACGUACGAAGGGUUCGUGCUCCCGCUCCGCGUCACCGCCGAGCUGGACCGGUGGCCUGAGAUGGCCGCGCGCCGCAGGGAGUGGGUCUCCGCCGCCGAGGCCAUCGCCCGGUGCCCGCACCUGUGGAUGCGCGAGGCGCUCCAGCGGUUCGCCGACACCGUCGCGGCGGAGGCGACGCACUUCGCCUCCUCCGCCCUGUAG